AGUCUAAAAGUGAUUGAGACUUGAAGUGUAGCCUUUAAGGGUUAAAAUUUUCUAUAUUUAUUUCUACUUCGUUUAACGUCUUCAUAUAUCUUAAUAGUUUUGUACGCAAAAUAUACGCAUAUAAAUAGUGACAUGUAUCGUAAAACGGACAAACAAGUAUGCACAUGUUUCUGAGAAGAGAUUCCCUCGUCGUGAUCGAGUGCGGUUCACCGAAUGGCACCUUUCGAUUUCACGAAAGAUGUGAUUGUCGGCAACUGUGGCGCAAGUUAUGCCUGAAGCGACCCUCAAGAACUCACCGUUCGAAGAUCGAAGAGAUGCGUAAAAUCCACCUUGACCCCGCGCAUUGAGAGAUACCUUUCGGAAAUGAGUUCGCACUCCCAUGCGAGGACGUUGUGCACCGGAAACGCAGUCUCUGGCGCAUUCUCGGCGCUACAUCUCCUGCGGAGUUACAGCCUCUUCGCUCCGAACUCAGAUCUAUGCAGGUACGAGGCGUACCCGUCCCGGGACUACGGCUUCGUCGAGCCGGAUAUUUUGUCGAGUUCCGUGCCGGCGGAUUCCUCGCCGUUAACGUCCUCUUCCCUGUCAGCGACGCUCUCGCUGCCGGGGACUCUGCUUCAGCCGCCCUUUCUAGCGACGAUGCCACCCUUGAUGCAAUCCCUGAGCGUGCCUCAAUCCUUCUCAACUUCCCCCACAGGUGCUAUGAACCGCCACUUCGUCACUACGAAUGGCAUGACCGCUCUCCACAGAAGACCCAGAAGCGAGAAGAAACCGAUUCCGGACGAGCAGAAGGACGAAAAGUAUUACGAGAGGCGUAAGCGGAAUAACCAGGCGGCGAAGAAGUCGCGGGACGCCCGCAAGAUCAGGGAGGACCACAUCGCGCUAAGGGCGACGAUGCUGGAGCACGAGAACGCGAUCCUGAAGGCGCAGAUAGUGACCCUUCGGGAGGAGGCGCAAUCCUUGCGGCAUAUGUUGCUCAAGCAACACGCCCCGGCGAUCCAAUCGAUCGAACGAUCGCUCUCGUCCGUGACGCCCGUGACGCUCUCUCCACCGCGUACGAGCGCGGAGAGAGAGCGUCUGGAUUGUUAAUUAAUUCCCCCGGAGAUUCCUCCGAAAUGCGUGUGUGUACGAAUGUUUAUUAUACAUACGAAACUCAAAUCCGGUUGCGAUUUGUACCGGCGAACUCGCGCGAAACCAAUUUCAUGCCCGUUUCUAUCAACAUAGAUUAAUUUUAAUCUCGGUUUAACUUAACUUUUUCGAAAAGUAAAAAAAAAAUAAGUUUAUUAAAUCGAGAUUAAAGUUAAUUGGUAAAAAUGGACAAUCGGUUUCAGAGAAGAUUAGGAUAGAAUCCGAAGAGACUUCGGAGACUUUAUUAUUUAUUGUUGGAAUUAUUAUAUCAUCCAUUUUAAGUGUAAUUAUAUAUAUGACUGUUGCUUGAACGCUAAUAAAAAGAGAUGAUUCAAGAUAUA
Temnothorax curvispinosus is the source of this 1466-nucleotide messenger RNA. RefSeq names its product cell death specification protein 2-like. The transcript is spliced from 5 exons. Bases 364 to 1086 code for a protein of 240 amino acids. Gene Ontology annotation, cellular component: nucleus. Lineage: Eukaryota; Metazoa; Arthropoda; Insecta; Hymenoptera; Formicidae. Gene Ontology annotation, biological process: regulation of transcription by RNA polymerase II. The record is from RefSeq and is a predicted model, not a curated record. Gene Ontology annotation, molecular function: DNA-binding transcription factor activity, RNA polymerase II-specific; RNA polymerase II cis-regulatory region sequence-specific DNA binding.